AUGAGCUUCACCACUCUCUCGCCCGUGGCCCCCGAGCCUCCAUCCCCGAUGGUGACCUCCGUCACCCCGACCCUGGACCGCUCCACCUCCACCUGCUCCACCUCCGUCUCCAGGGACGGGGCCUCGCCGCCCGGCCCGGGCCCCAGCCGGUGUGACCUCACCGGGGGAGGAGCUGACCCCUGCCACAGGUCAAAUAAACCUCCGCCGCUCCACGCCGGAGCCGACUGGAAGGUAGUGCUCCACCUGCCGGAGAUUGAGACGUGGCUGAGGGUGACCGGCGACCGCGUCGCGCAGCUCACGCACUCCGCCGGCCAGGACGACACCAACCGCCACGUGGAUGUCCACCUGGUGCAGCUCAAGGACGUCUGUGAGGACAUUUCGGACCAUGUGGAGCAGAUCCACGCCCUGCUGGAGACAGAGUUCUCCCUGAAGCUUCUGUCCUACUCCGUCAACAUCAUCGUUGACAUCAGGACGGUGCAGCUGCUGUGGCACCAGCUGAGGGUCUCGGUCCUGGUCCUGAAGGAGCGACUACUGCAAGGCCUCCAGGACUCCAACGGGAACUACACCCGGCAGACCGACAUCCUGCAGGACUUCGGCCAGGACCAGCAGCAGACUCGCCUGGACGCCCUGACGGAGGUGGACGACUGCGGCCAGCUGACCAUCCGCUGCAGCCAGGACUACUUCUCCUUGGACUGCGGCAUCACCGCCUACGAGCUGAGUGACUACAGCCCCGGUGACGAGGCCGAGGCGCCGGGAUACCAGCGCGUAGACGAGGACGAGGACGACCGAGAGCUCAGGGGCCCAAAUCCAGAGCCGGCAUCAGAGGAGGAGGGCGAAGGAGUCCGCCUCUCCAACCACGAGCACCACAGCAGUUUACCAGAACUCGCCGCCAACCUCAACUGCUCUCCCUCGGCGGUACCCACGAUGCAGUGCGGCACGCCCAACCCCGGCGAGAGUGCGAAGCGCCCCCUGCAGGGCGUGAGCCACAGCGCAGAGGUGUCGCCCACGCAGCCGUCGCUCCCCAAGAGGGCCGCGCUGCUCUCGGAGGGCAGGCCGGGGGACUCGAGGGGCGACCCGCUCGCCGGGCUCCAGUUUCAGGCCGAGCUGAGUCGCAGCACCCCGUCUCUCGUGAAUCCUCCAGACCGCUCCAAGUUCUGGUUGGAGCUGGACUCGGUUUACCCGGAGAACGUGUCGCAGUCCCACGAGAGUCUGCAGAUCAUGAACAGACGGAACCUCCAGAGGAACCACGCGGGCUCCAAGCGGAGCCUCCAGGGGGCGCCGGGUGACCCGCGUAGCGCCGCCCCACCGCCUCCCCAAGACCACGCCUCUCGGAGGGAGACACGCCCACACAGCGAGGGGGACUCUGACUCCUCGGUGCCCUCCCCCAUGAGGGAGCGGUUCCUCUCCUCCGACCUGGAGGCGUCUGGAGAGGAGUCGGACCUCCGGCCGCGACCCGGCAAGACGGCGGUCUGGAUCGUGCGGCGCCAGAAGGGCGCCCGGGUUUCUCCCAGAACCAGCCCGGACCGGGAGCACUGGUACGGGUCGGAGGAGUUCCUGGCGCUGCCCGCUCAGCUGCGUAAGACGGAGAUGCUCGCCAUGAAGCUGGAGAGCCUGGCCCAGUCCAUCCCUCUGAGGCCCGACGACUGUGAUUCUACCCAGGAUGCUUUGCAGGACGUAGACGACUGGGACGUGACGGACUGGGACGCCGGGGAGAGCGGCGACGAAAUGCCGUCUGUUCUGCCUCCGCUGCUCCCUUACAGACGGAACCUGCUGAGCCGCUUUAGCUCCUCCUCCUCCGGCGACUUCGCUCCCUCGUUGGAUGAAAGCGUCGAGUCCGGUCCGUUGAGCGGCCUGCAGUCCGAAGACGAUGACGGGGGGAGGUCGGCGGCGGUGGCGGUAGCCGCCACAGCGCCCCCGGUGGAUGCGCGUGGAAGUGCAACGAUGGUGCAGCAGCUGCUGGAGGACAUUCAGAGUCAGGACGACGACCCGGACAUCUGGAGGAAGAUAGAGUGUUUCGUGCAGCAGUUGGACGGGUUCAUCUCGUGGCUGCAGCAGGCAUUGGACAGCACAGACAACUGGACGCAGCCCAGACAGGAGCUGGACAGCCUUAGGGCGUACCUGGACACACACCUGAGCUUCAAGCUCGACGUGGACGCUCACGCCGCUCUGAAGGAGAGCGUGAUGGAGGAAGGCCGAGCACUGCUCGUCAUCAUCACCUCCCACCAAUCAGGUCUGAAGGAGAUCCUCCACAUGGUCUCCAGCCAAUGGGAUCAGCUCCAGCGGCAGAUCCGGCGCCAACACGGCUGGAUGCUGCGCGCCCUCCGCUGCGUCCAGGCCCGCCUCCUCUACGCCGGCCAAUCACACGAGCCCCUUGCGGCACAGCCGGACACGUCGGCCAAUCGGACGGCUCCGUGCCCUCCGGACGACAUCAAGGCUGAGCUGAUCCCGGGUCAGUGUGAAACCCAGAGAGCCGCCCUGGCGGAGCAGAUGGCCGCGAAGCUGAGCAGCCUGCACUACCCCUCGUCGGCCAGCAGGAGACACUGCAGUCAGCUGGCGAGGAACAACAGUCUUCAGGAGUUUGAAGCUGAGUACCAGGAGCUCUGGGAUUGGCUGAUGGACAUGGACGCCAUGGUAACGGACAGUCACCAGCUGAUGAUGUCAGAGGAGCAGCGACAUUACCUCUUCAAGUCCAGCCACGCAGAGCUCUCGGCCAUGGAGAGCCGGAGGACCAGCCUGUUGGGCCGGGCCGAGUCUCUGAAGAGGAGCGGCGCCGAGCUGCCCGACCACUUCCACCGCAACGUGCACAACCUGACGCACACGUGGAGGCAGCUGGAGAAGAUCCUCUCGGAGCAUUCUCCAACGGGCUCGUCCUGCCGGCGCAAUCGGUCGGCGGGCCCGACCUCCUCGCCGACGGGUGGCGGCCCCGAGGACCCCCGCUCGGCCCUCUCGCCGCUCACCAACUCGCUGCUGGUCCAGCUGGAGGCUCGCAUCAAGGAGCUGAAGGCCUGGCUGAGGGACACGGAGCUCCUCAUCUUCAACUCCUGCCUGGGCCGAGGCCACGACGCCUCGCAGCAGCUGCUCAGCUUCAAGUCUCUGAGUACCGAGGUGCGAGCUCGACGCCGAGGAGUGGCCUCAGUUCUGAAGCUGUGCCAGAAGCUGCUGCAGCAGAGCCAGUCGGGCCCCAUGGCGGAGGUGGGUCCAGAGGCGGAGCAGCACCGGGAGGCCCUGCAGCUGCUGUCCAUCAACCUGGAGAGGCGGUGGGAGGCGAUCGUGAUGCAGGCGCUGCAGUGGCAGAACCGGCUGAAGCGCGAGCUGGGAGAGAAGCAGGUUCUUGGCAGCGCUCUGGAACCGGGUCUUGUGGACCUCCACCAGACCAGCCCGGCGCCGGCCGACGACUCCUGGGAGUGGGACGAGACCGACAUGGCCAUCACAGAAGCUCCAGAACCCGACCUCACGCUCCUCCUCCUCCCCUCGGAGCCCGACCCAUCCCGUGAGACCCGACCCGGUCUGGAGCCGAUGCCCCCCCCGAGGCCCGGAGCCCGGCCUGUAAACAACAACAACAACAACGUGUACCAUGUGUACAGCCUCCACAGUGUGCAGCUCUACAGGCCGCCCCCUCGCGCCUCCUCCUCGCUGCACAAAUCAGGGACGCGGAAACAGCAACUCCUCCUGAAGAGCCUAAGUAAGGACUCCUCCUUCUCCUCCGUGGAAUCCCUCCCCGACCUCCUGCUGGGAGGAGGUGCCAUGUCUAACGAGAGUGAGAGCGGCAGGGGGAGCGGCCAGUCGGCGAGCAGCCGGCGGUCGGAGAGCGGAAUCGUGAGCGACACGGGAGACAAGGAGACGACCAUCAACUCUGAGCUCCAGAAGGAGGAGGAGGAGGAGAAGGAGGAGGAGGAGAAGGAGAAGGAGGAGGAGAAGGAGGAGGAGGAGGAGAAGAUAGAAACUGUGCCAGGGAAUCAUGUGACUCCACUCAACCUCACAAAGUGCAACCAAAGAACCAAGAAAGAGGAGAAAGGGAAGAGGAGGGAUGAGAGCAGGAGAAACAGAGAGGAGGAGAAAAGGAGGAGGCACAGGAGAGGAGGAGGCGAGGCCGUCGAGAUCCUUACUCCAGCCGACUCCGACUCUGACUUUGAGGUGGGCGGAGUCGGCGUCGACUCCUUCCCGGAGUUCGCAGAUGACCCGUUUGACAGUUUUGCGCCUCCUCCUGCUCUCCUCCUGUGCCAGGAGUCCAGCUCCUCCUUGGAGUCGCUCCUGGCUCUGGGCGGCGAGUUGUUCCCCUCCAAGGAGCAGCUGAACCGCAGCGCCUCCCUGGAGAGCGGCCUGGCCGCGUGUCGCGGUGCCGACGACGCCGGCGGCAGCCUGGCGAGCCUCGGGGGUCCGGAGGGGCGGAGCCUAGAGCUGGACCGAGGGGUACCGGGGGAGAACCACGGGGAGCUCAGCCGGAGAACCCUGGACCUCCUCAAGCGCCUGGAGGACAUCCAGAGUCCUCUGAUGGCGCCGAUGACCCGCAGCGUGUCGGACAUGACGCUCCGGAGCGGCGGCGCCGCGCCGCGCGGCCGCAUCCCCGCCUCGCCGUCUCUGGGCAGCCGUGGCCACGCCCCCUUCUGCGGGGCGCCGGGCCCCUCGCGGCGAGGACCGCCGUCGCUCGUCAACGAGGGCUCGGCGACGCCGUCGCUGACGGAGCUGAGCGGCGGCGAGGACUCGUCGCUCGGGUCCGAGGACUUCGCCGCGCUCCGCGACCGGCAGCGCCGCCUCCUCCCGGAUCACGCCGCCGCGGCCAACGCCAACUGCAGGAAGCGUUGCCACGGAGACAGGCGUGACGAGGCGGACGCGGCGAGCCUGAGCCUCCUGGUGAACGUCUCGUGCACGUCGGCGUGCACGGAUGAGGACGAGGACGACAGCGACCUCCUCUCCUCCUCCACGCUCACGCUCACCGAGGAGGAGCUCGGCGUGCGGGACGGGGAGGAGGAGGAGGAGGAGGAGGAGGAGGAGGAGCGGCUGAGUGGCGCCUCCUCCGGCAACGACGAUGACGAGGAGGACGAUGAAGAGGGGAUGGGGCUGGACUACAUGAAGAGGGAGCUGCAGAGCUGGAUCCGGUCUCCUCGCAACUCCUCCUCUAAAACGGAGGCGGUCCUCCGGGACGAGCUGCAGUGCGGGACCACCUUCACCUCCUCCUCCUCCUCCCUGCAGAACAAGGAGCAACUCUGCUUCCAAAACCGCAACCAGACACAAAGUGACCAGAAGGAGGAGCAGGAGGAGGAGGAGAACCGGAGGAACGCCACGAGGAGCUACAUCAGCCAGUUUGUGGACGACGUGGAGAACGGCAACGUGGAGCAGAGCGGCGUGAAGGAGAAGGACGAGGACGACGAGCUCCUCCGGGAGGAGGCGAGCGUGUUCGCCAAGAAAGGGGAGGUGCCGAGGGAGUCCUACGCGUUCGCCAAGGAGUCGGCUCACGACGUCGGCGACAAGCUCCUCCCCUUCCUGUCCAAAAGCGCCUCCUCUUUGGUGGGACAGCUGAGAGGGGAGCUGCCCUGCCACAGCUCCUCCUCCUCCUCCCUGCCCUCGCCGCCGUCCCUCUCGCCCGUCGAGGACUGCAGAUCCCAUGAUGCAUUGCGUGACAGAGGGGGCGGGGCCAGAAAGGCCAUCACCAGCCAGGAGAAGUUCAAGUUCUCCUCUUUUGUGACGGAGGAGACGAGGAGGGAGCUCAGAGGGAAGGACUCCUCCCUGCCUCCCAAAAAGAGGCAUGGUCCUCACCCCUCCUGCUGCGGCCUCCUCCCCCCCACCUCCUCCUCCUCCACCUCCUCCUCCCUCCAUCCACGCCGCGUGGACCAGAAGGAGAACGUGCACGACUUUGUGAAAGAGAUCAUGGACAUGACCUCCCUGGCCCUGAGGAGCAAAGAGGAGGCGCGACGCACCGAAAGCCCAGCGGCGCGGAUCAGAGACAAGGUCUUGGAACACUCCCACCGGCCUCUCCCCCUGCGUAAAGGAGACUUCUACUCCUACCUCUCUCUCUCCUCCCAUGACAGCGACUGCGGCGAGGUCAUCCAGUGCUCCGAGGACCGGAGUUCCUCCCCUGAGGCCACGCCCACCCGCGACGAGCUCCGCCCCCUGGGCUGGACGAGCCCGCCCCCCUCUCUGCCCCCGAGCCCCGACUUCCGGGACGAGGAGACCCUGUUUGCGGCGUGCACGGAGGAGGUGUACCUGGGCCCGCCUCUCUGCUACAGCAUGGCGCCCGCCAUGAAGAACUCCUCCUCCUCCUCCUCGGGCCCCGGCUACGACCUGGACCGCGGUUUCUCUUACUCGCCGUGUUCCCGGCCAGGUGAUAGUCUGGCCUACCUGUCUCCCUCGGAGGAGUUUGUGUUGCCCGGCGACCGGGGUCACCUGUACUUCCAAGCGUCCUCGCAGGAGAAGCACACCUCCUCCUCUCCUUUCCUGCAGCCCUGUUGCAGCUCUCUCUCCACCUCCUCGUCCUCUCCUCCUCUUCCCGUAUCCUCUGGCGGCGAGCGAGAGCGGCGAGGUGAGGCCCCGCCCCUCCUCCGCGAUGUCGCUGGAGGAGAAGCGGCGCCGCGGAAGGAGAUGAGUCGUAAUGAGGCGCCUCCUUAUCUUAAUCCCCGGGCGCGUGUCGACUCCUCCGCAGCCGAAUGUUUGGCAGAUACUGAAACGCUCAAAUCCAAUAUGGACGCCGUAAUGACCGAGAUAAGUGUCGGCGGCGCCGCCACCAAUCCCUCAAAAGAGCCGGCCGCCGCCACGCGCAUUAAUCCCAAAAUGAACUGCUCUGCGAUGAGGGAGGCAGAUAAGGAGGAGCGAAGGAGGAGAGGGGAGGAGGAGACCGGCGAGGGAGGUGCGGCUCGCAGCAAGAAGCAAAGGCCGCCGCCAGAAGUGCUCACUCCUCGGGGAGAGGCCCCGCCUCCCGGACCACGACGGCCCCCCGAAGGCCUCCUGCACCGGGACCAGGAGCCUCCAGGAUCCAGCUGUGAGGAGCUCCCUCCUCCUCCUCCGAUGAGGACUUUCAGGCUCUGAUUUUAAACUUGAAGCAGGUUUUAGGUUUCGGGAGGAAGGAGAAACGACAUAAAGGAGAAGAAAGCGAGGGAGCGACUCCCACCUCCUUUAUCUCACCAACCAAUCAGAGAGGGACACAAACUAACUUCAAAAACGUAUUUAUUCUGUAUUUCCGUGGCGAUGAGAGGAAGCUGAUGGUCAGACGGUCGCUCACAGGACUUCCUGCUUCAGCUGCAGUCUGAUUGUUGACCACUAGGGGGCAGACACGCUUAUCUGAGCUCAUCGUUAACGUUUAAGUCUUAAUCCGGAAACUUCUGUUCGUACACGGUCGUGUACUUGAGUUCUCGUGUACUACGCAUACUAGUGUACUCGUGUACUACGCAUACUUGAGUACUCGUGUACUACGCGUACCCUCACACAACGAGGUAUUUAUUGUUGAUUUCUGUGAACGCCGUCUUUUCAAAAUAAAGCUCGGUCUCUUCACAGGAUUUAAUAAUAAUAAUUAUUCUCGUGACAUUUCACCAGGAAACAAACGUCUGAUUCACUUUUUAUAUCUGAAGCUUUGAGAGAACAAACACAUUCUGAGAUUACAGAUUAUCUAUUGGAAGAGGGUUGGACUAGAUGAGAGGAUGAGGAGAUGAAAGAAAUGAGGGGAUGGGGAGAUGAAGGAAUGAGGAGAUGUAGGGAAUUAAGGGGAUGAGGAGAUUAGGGAGAUGGAGGAGAUGAAAGAGAUGAGGGGAUGAGAAUAUGUAGGGUAGGAGGAGAUGAGGGGAUGAAGGAAUGAGGGGAUGAGGAGACUGGAUGAGGGGAUGAGAAUAUGUAGGGUAGGAGGGAAUGAGGAGAUGAAGGAAUGAGGGGAUGCAGGGUAUGAGGAGUUUCCGUCUCAGAUAAUCAUAAAGAGAUUUUUUAAUCUAUGCAACACGACCAAAGUUGGCAAAUAAAAGCCGAAGCGUUGUUGUUGUUGUGUUGGGGGGGGGGGGGGGGUGGCCAUGGAUACCGCUGUGUGUACUACCACUGAACAUGUAUUGUUUUUUAUUUCAUCAUUUUAUAGACGAGGUGGAGACGAGAGAACUCAUAUAACUGUGUGCCUUGCUUCACUAACUAGACUUCCUCUUCUUCCUCCUCUUCCCCUUCUUCUUCCUCCUCUUCUUCUCCUUCUUCUUCCCCUUUUCUUCUCCUUAUUCUUCUUUCUCUUCUCUUUGUUCUUCUUCUUUCUCUUCUCUUUCUCCUUAUUCUUCUUCUUUUUCUUCUUUUUCCUCUUCUCUUUAAAGCACCGCAACAAAGCUGAACAUGAUAACUGUAAAUAUGUAAAAGGAGGAAUGCCGUGUGUUUGUUUGUUUUUGUUUACGUGACCCGUGACGUGGAAUCUGACCUUAUUAUCCAUAACGAGCUCGACUGCAUGGUUCCUGCUGAACACAAUGUAAACAACUGUUGACAAAUAAACAAAUAAACUUAAUUUAUUGGGACAUUU
Molecule: messenger RNA, 8470 nt
Organism: Pseudoliparis swirei
Lineage: Eukaryota; Metazoa; Chordata; Actinopteri; Perciformes; Liparidae
Gene: akap6
Product: A kinase (PRKA) anchor protein 6
Exons: 22
Coding region: 1-7020 (2339 amino acids)
Cellular component (GO): sarcoplasmic reticulum; perinuclear region of cytoplasm
Molecular function (GO): protein kinase A binding; transmembrane transporter binding
Source: RefSeq, a predicted model, not a curated record